AUGGGCCUCUUCGACCACCACAACGAGCAGUACCAGCAGUACUCGAACCCCUCGCACCCCGAGCACGAGGCCAAGCUCUCGCACGAGCUCAUCGCCGGCGCUGCCGCCUACGAGGCCGCCAAGGCCUACGAGAACCACAACGCCAAGAACGGCCAGCCCUCGUCGCACGCCCAGGCCAAGCAGCUCCUCGCUGGCUUCGCCGGUGCCUUCAUUGACCGCGAGUUCGAGUCCAAGGGCCUCAACUUCCUCGACAAGGAGAAGGCCAAGCACCAGGCCCAGCAGCAGGCCGAGCAGCACGCCGGCAACCAGUGGUAA
Molecule: messenger RNA, 315 nt
Organism: Apiotrichum porosum
Lineage: Eukaryota; Fungi; Basidiomycota; Tremellomycetes; Trichosporonales; Trichosporonaceae
Exons: 5
Coding region: 1-315 (104 amino acids)
Source: RefSeq, a predicted model, not a curated record